GUCCAUGGAAGCUGAGCUUCAACAGGGAAAUGCACUGUUGCGCUACGGGAGUGUAUGAUAAGGAAAUCAGUCAGUCGACCAGCUAAUCAGCUAAUCGUUUGUGAUCUACAACUUCCUCAGCCUGUGUUAUGAGUACCUGGGAGGGGAGAGUGCCAUCAUGGCUGAGAUCAGAGGAAAGCCCAUUGAGUCCAGCUGUGUGUACGGCACCUGUUGUCUCUGGGGAAGGACCUACUCCAUUGGCUUCCUCCGCUUCUGCAAACAGGCCACCCUCCAGUUCUGUGUGGUCAAGCCCCUGAUGGCCAUGAUCACAGUCAUCCUGCAGGCCUUUGGGAAGUACAGAGACGGAGACUUCAAUGUGUCAGGUGGUUACCUGUACGUGACCAUCAUCUACAACGUCUCGGUCAGCCUGUCCCUCUACGCUCUCUUCCUCUUCUACUUCGCCACCCGCGACCUGCUCGUCCCCUACAGCCCCAUGCUCAAGUUCUUCAUGGUCAAGUCUGUCAUCUUCCUCUCCUUCUGGCAGGGCAUGCUCCUGGCCAUCCUGGAGAAGUGUGGUGCCAUCCCUCAGAUCAACUCUGCCGAGGUGUCGGUGGGCGAGGGCACGGUUGCUGCUGGUUACCAGAACUUCAUCAUCUGCAUCGAGAUGUUCUUCGCAGCCGUGGCCCUUCGCUACGCCUUCACUUACAAGGUCUACAUGGACAAGAGGCUGGACUCCAAUGGGCGCUGCGCCCCCAUGAAGAGCAUCUCCAGCAGCCUGAAGGAGACCAUGAACCCGGGGGACAUGGUCCAGGACGCCAUCCAUAACUUCUCUCCAGCCUACCAGCAGUACACCCAGCAGUCCACCCUGGAGCAGCGCGGCGGCCCGGCGCUCUCCCGCAGCCACAGCACCCUCAGCACGCGCGGAGACACAGAGAAGACCCUGCUGCUCAGCUCCGACGACGAGUUCUAGAGGGACGCUCGUACACACUCUACCUAAACUCACACACACAGUGGUUGACCCCUGGGGGGUGAAUGGAGAAAGAGAGGAUUAAAUUGUUUUACAGAGAGAGGUGUGUGUGU
Hypomesus transpacificus is the source of this 1059-nucleotide messenger RNA. RefSeq names its product transmembrane protein 184B-like. Gene Ontology annotation, molecular function: transporter activity. NCBI's taxonomy places the organism in Eukaryota, Metazoa, Chordata, Actinopteri, Osmeriformes, Osmeridae. The transcript is spliced from 7 exons. Bases 158 to 949 code for a protein of 263 amino acids. The record is from RefSeq and is a predicted model, not a curated record. Gene Ontology annotation, biological process: transport.